AUGAUUCGCCCAAGCGUUACCGCACUCACGGUCUAUCUUGCAUACCUGUUCCUCAUAGAAGCUGCCGGAACGCCCAAGAUAGGUUUUGAGAUUGAGACCGGUCAAAUGCAUUUCUAUAAUAGAGAGUGCACAAAACGCGCAAAUACGGCCAUGAAAGGCCAUCAGGUCUCCGGCCACAUUGGCAAAGGAUGGUUCCUAGGUGUGGACACUACGCCAGCAAGAGCAGCGGUUUUACAGCCUGAAUAUGAUGUACUUUGCAACUUGGAUGAUACAAAUAAGCUUGAAAGCUUGAUUGGUCACGUCAUGCAGAGUAUGGACAGAAUCGAUACCAAACAAGAUGUUGUCAUCCAGGAUUCCGAGGGUAAACGGGAUCUUUAUAACCCUUGGGAGCUGAUUUUCAUCCCUGGGUUGUCUAAACUCUCAGCUGAUGCGACAUGGGACGUGCAAGCCACGGCACCCUUGAUGCUUGAGGCUGUACAGGACCUUUUAAUCGCAGCCGUUCAGAAAGAAACCCACCCAUUGGUGAUCCAAGAUAAAAAAUGGAGCAAGAACUUGGUAUAUGUGCAAAAGAACUGGUUGGACUCCAAAUACUUUCAAGAGGCAACUGGCGGUUCAGACUGGGCUACAAAAGAUGUCAUGGGUUUCUUAUCGAUUAUGUUAUCGAACAUUAAGAUGGCUCGGGAGCUCACUGCAAGCGUCUUCAAACCAGUGAGGAGGAAGGUUUACUCCACACAAGGCCCUAAGACUUUAGUGUGGCUCAUGCCACGCAAUUCCUGGACUUCAGUGUUUAGCCUUGUUGAGAAGAAGCUGCCUAAGAGUGUUGGACUUUGGGAGAUCCUUGAGCACUUAAGCUGUUACCAAAACACUAAGGAUGGUAAACUCAGGCUUGAUAAGAAUUUCUGUAAAGGAAUGGAGGAUAACCCUCAGCCUAAUGGAAAGCUGCAAAAAAAGGCUUGGUCUCUUAAGGGCGGCAUUGAUCCUUUAUCUGUUAAGACAUGGGUUGAAAGCAUCAUAUCCCAGCCUGCUGGGUCCCCAGAUGCGCUUAGCGCGUGGGACGCUAAGCACUUUGACGGCCAAAUUGGCGCCUUCGAUAGGCUUGGGAAGGGCUUUGAGGAAGUUCUUAACUCGCAGCGUGAGGUCUCAUUAUGGGAGUUCCGCGGCCUAGGCUUAUCUCGCAAAGCGGGCCUGGCUGAACGCGUUACAAAGAUUCAAAGCGAGGUUGUAAAGUUUCACAAGAAAUAUCCUCAUGAGCCAACAUCUUAG
Messenger RNA from Colletotrichum orchidophilum, 1263 nucleotides. RefSeq lists its product as uncharacterized. The record is from RefSeq and is a predicted model, not a curated record. Bases 1 to 1263 code for a protein of 420 amino acids. Lineage: Eukaryota; Fungi; Ascomycota; Sordariomycetes; Glomerellales; Glomerellaceae. The transcript has 3 exons.